GACGGGACGGGAGCCGCCUCGGCCGGCCCGGCUGCCCGCCACGGCCCUGCGAGUAGUUGGUGUAUCUAAUGGAUUCUUACAGCAGACAAUGGAGCAUAUCUCAAGUGAUGGGCCCCAAAUCCUACGGCCAAAAGAGGAUGGCCACUCAGCAAGGAAGGAGGCAGGCAACAGCGGGGAUCAUCUCUCCAAGGAUCCACAAGAAAUCAAGCCCCCCUUUUCCAAUGAUACUUUCAGACUGCAGCUAGAUGGAUCCCAAACCCCUACUGGGCUUAAGUCAUUUACCCCAAAGCCUCCCCGUAAACCGAGGCUGGAGCGGACGUCGUCUCUUGAUGAACUGAUUUGGCGGAGGAGGAGGCCUUUCAGAAUGAAUCAAGAGAACUCGGCUGACUCAACUGAGGGGGGAUCCUCUGAUGGAUCUUUCCAGGAAGAAAGCCCUACCAAGCAGGAAGUAGCCUCCAGUGGCAACCAUCACCAUCUGCAGCCUCGGCACAACUUGUACCAAGGCUCCAAGGCUCCCCACAUCAGUCAAAGCAGGCUUAGCCUUUCUGCUUCACCCAGGAAGUUGUCCAAGGUCUUGGCCACCCAGCCUCCACCCCCUCUGGAACUUGAGGGCUCCUUUCCUUCUCUGAGGACAACUAAUAGGAUUGACCCAGAUUGUGCGGAUUACAAGUUUGGUUCCCGGAGCAUCUUUCCAAGAGCAGGCAGCAGCUGGAGCGACACACAGCUUCAGAGUCGUGGAAUGGCUUGUGAGCACUGUUUGGCUACCUCUAUGAAAUCUACCUUCAGCCUGCUGGCCCCCAUCCGUGUCAGAGACGUGCGAAACAGAAGCUACUUGGAAGGCAGCCUUCUUGCUAGUGGUGCCCUCCUGGGAGCAGAAGAGCUGAACCGGUAUUUUCCUGAUCGCAGCAUUGGCAUCUUUGUAGCCACCUGGAAUAUGCAGGGUCAGAAGGAGCUCCCUGAGGUGCUGGAUGACUUCCUGUUGCCGUCUGAGCCUGAUUAUGCCCAGGACAUGUAUGUGAUAGGGAUCCAAGAAGGCUGUCCAGAUAGGAGAGAGUGGGAGAUUCGCCUGCAGGAAACGCUGGGCCCCCAGUAUGUCAUGUUCUAUGCAGCUGCUCACGGUGUCCUUUACAUGUCGGUCUUCUUGCGAAGGGAUCUCAUCUGGUUUUGCUCAGAGGUAGAAUGUGCCACAGUGACAACGCGCAUCGUGUCUCAGUUCAAAACCAAGGGCGCACUAGGAAUUUGCUUCACUUUCUUUGGCACGUCCUUCCUUUUCAUCACUUCCCACUUCACGUCUGGAGAUGGCAAAGUAAAUGAGAGGGUCCUGGAUUACAACAAAACCAUCCAGGCUCUUUCGCUGCCAAAAAAUAUUCCAGAUACCAACCCAUAUCGAUCUAGUUCCUCAGACGUCACGACCCGCUUUGACAACGUCUUCUGGUUUGGAGACUUCAACUUCCGCCUGAAUGAGAACCGGGAGGUGAUAGAGCAGAUCCUCAACCAUGGCCAGGACCUGGACGUGUCAAUGCUGCUGCAGCAUGACCAGCUCUUGAAGGAAAUGCACAAUGGUAGUUCUAUUUUUAAGGGGUUCCAAGAGGCCCCCAUCUUUUUCCGUCCUUCCUACAAGUUUGAUGUUGGACAGGACACCUAUGACACAACCUCAAAGCAGAGGACACCUUCGUAUACGGACCGCGUCAUCUACCGAAGCCGCCACCAGAAUGAAAUCCAUGCUGUGAAGUACUCUUCUUGCUUUGGGAUCAAAACAUCAGAUCACCGCCCUGUGUAUGGCUUAUUUCGUGUCAAAGUGAGACCUGGAAGAGACAACAUCCCACUGGCUGCAGGCCUGUUUGAUCGAGAACUUUAUUUGACUGGCAUAAAGAGACGGAUCACGAGGCAACUUCAGAAAAAACACGCUCUAAAAAACCAGAAAUCCAGCACCGUUUGUUCUGUUUCCUGACCAAACGCACCCAAGAGUUUUGAGGCAGAGGCAGAGGCAAAGGGCUUGUGGGUGAGACCUCCUCCAGUUCGUUCUCUGAAAUCAUGCUGGAAUGGCUCCAGCAGGACCACAAAAGUGAAGGGCUCUUUUGAGGCUGGAAGUGGCUGGACGGUCAACAGAUUCGAUCAAGAUUUAUCAAGUGUAGCUUCUUCCUGAUGAACAAGCUGUCGCACUUAACUCGUGUCCUGCUGCUUGCAGAGGAUCCUGAAAUAAAUCUGCCGGCUGUUGGCAUUUUCUGUUACAGCCACAUAUGCAUUUCUUAGGUUUGUUUGGGAAGACACUUCUGAGGACCAUCUUGGGAACAAAGGAACACAUUCUAAGCAUUGUUCUGUGUUCAUUCUUCAGUUGCAGCUAGGAAGCUAAAUAUAGAGAAGCCACUGAGUCUACUUGAGCCCCAAAAAGCUUUUUUUCCUAAGAAUUCUAGAAAGAAAAGCAGAUUUCUGAAAUGCCAGAGGGGCAAGGGAAGACUCAGAAAGGAGCAGCAGGGAGGGGAUUGUAGCGUUUUUUUGCCUUCAAUUACAGAUCAGGACAAGCCAGCUUCCAUCAGCUACAUUUUCAAAAAUCCAUUAACUAAAGAGACAGUGGAAACUAGUUUCACUCAACAUAGGACCUUGAGUGGCUGCAAAAAUCAGUAUUCAAUUGCAAGAGCAAAUUUUAGCUAAUCCCAAUGGUUUGAUAAAGUUAGAAGUGUUUUCCCCUCCUCAUGUUUAAUCACCCACCAUUUUCCUGGGUUGUUUGGGUUCAGAAUUCCUUGAAAUAAAUAAAGGACAAUUCAGAACUUAAAAGUGUGUUUCUAGUGUGCCAACUGCUUCUUUAAUCUCUGCAUUGCUGAUACACCCUAUAUUCCUACCUGCAGCUUAGCUUAAAUCCUUAUCAAUGGGAUUCCAGUAUUAUUUCCAACAUGCAAACCUAGUAGACAUUUUUCCUUUUCCUGUGGGACGUAAUUACAUUAAUUACAAGAUUCAGAAGGAAUCCUCUAAUUACACAGUUGUCUGUAGUGGUGGAUUGUGGCAGUGGCCCACGUGCCAGAGCACCCUUCCAGUCUGUGACAUGGUGACUCCAUGAAAGAAAUCAGAGGUCGGUCCCUUACCAAGCACACACCUACAGGGCAUUGAGAGGUCUUGCUUCGUAGCAAAUUCCAGAUAUAGUAAAUGCCCCAAAGAAAGAUUUCCACCUUGGCCAUGGAGUUAAUUGUUCCCCACGGGAUGAGGGAGAGCAGCGAUUGACUGAGCAGCCAUAUAUUGGCCAUCCUGCUAGAGAGGGGGAGGUUGGAAGAGAAUCCCCCAAGAAGGGAAAAAGGAAGACGACUGUCCAGGCAAAUACUUAGCUGAUGCUUCAGGCUAUUUUCAAGCAGUCCUCUCCUGCCUCUGCAAUUGGAACAGCAUCAUAUCAUUUCAGCACAACUGAAAUUCUUUGUGGCAUUUGCAAAAGGAGGAUUUUGUGAGUCAGCAGUACUGUAGAGCACAACUUGCACAGUCCAUCUCCCUGCUGAACAGAAUUUCACCCAGAUCGGGGAAGAAACAUCCAAGCACACAACACACUGGACCAGAUGGCUUAACCCCACAUAUGUGGCGCUAGAGCAUUACGAGAAAUACUCUCAUCUUGGGUCAAGAAUAAUGGAAAAAGCACCUCAAAAACUCUGCUGCAACUAAAGCAGAAAACUGAAUAAAUCUGACCUUAAACUAACACAUUUUUUGUUGCUACAGCUUGAAAAUACAACUGCGAUUUAGUUUAAACUAGGUUUUGGAAACAAAGGUAACAGUGCAGCACUCUCAUUAACUCUUUUAUCUGUACUCUCUGCCAAGGACUGUACCAGGUCUUGGGCACAUGGUUAUAGUCCCUUAAUUUAAGACAUGUCAACAAAGACAGGAAUUUUUGAUACCAAAAUUGCAAUCUGAUUUUUAGGAGGCAACUCUUCUCAGCUGCAUAGCCACCAUCUUCUCAUAUAGUUUGAGUCUUAUGAAAACGGUUCUGCCAACCAUGCUCCCACGCCCAGAGUGGCAGAAGCUGCCUUUCUUGCAGACAAAAGUAUCUUGGCAAGAAAUGGGUUGUCUUAACCAAAGUUCUCGCUGGGGCAGCGGCAACUUUAUCGAAACAGCCGGUACACUCUGGGAAGCCGCCCAUCCUUGCUGGAAAGGGCGGCCUGGAUGUGCUCGUAGCUGGGCAGCUCCCUCAAGUCCCCCAGGGCAGCAACAGCCG
Python bivittatus (Burmese python) is the source of this 4189-nucleotide messenger RNA. It is a transcript of the gene INPP5E, whose product is annotated as inositol polyphosphate-5-phosphatase E. Gene Ontology annotation, cellular component: Golgi apparatus; axoneme; nucleus. Gene Ontology annotation, molecular function: phosphatidylinositol-4,5-bisphosphate 5-phosphatase activity; inositol-polyphosphate 5-phosphatase activity. The record is from RefSeq and is a predicted model, not a curated record. NCBI's taxonomy places the organism in Eukaryota, Metazoa, Chordata, Lepidosauria, Squamata, Pythonidae. Gene Ontology annotation, biological process: phosphatidylinositol dephosphorylation.